Molecule: messenger RNA, 1376 nt
Organism: Centruroides sculpturatus (bark scorpion)
Lineage: Eukaryota; Metazoa; Arthropoda; Arachnida; Scorpiones; Buthidae
Exons: 10
Coding region: 177-1238 (353 amino acids)
Biological process (GO): metaphase chromosome alignment; regulation of centriole replication; mitotic spindle assembly
Cellular component (GO): centrosome; spindle; centriole
Source: RefSeq, a predicted model, not a curated record
GCGGUUCGAUUGAAAAGUUAUUAUGAAAUGUACAUAAAAUAUUUUGUAUUUUCUGUAAUUUGAUUAAUUAACAGUACGUACGUAAUUAAAAUUAUAUUAUUUAAACAAAAUCGUGAUUAUUUUAAUCGAACGAAAGUCUUUUUAUUUAUAAUUGUAACGUUUAUAACACAUAAGAAAUGCCCACUCAUUUUAAAUGGAAAGUAAAUGGCAAGAAAAAGUUACACAAACCAACGAAGAAGGCAUUCAGACAGCCUCCAUGGGAUAACAGUAUAACAGAUUUGACAAAUUAUCAGUUAACUCCAGAUGAAAUUAAACGACGUCACGUCAUUCAUAAGUCAAAAAAUGCAGAAAUUGCAAAAUUAGAACUUAUUGAAAAAUAUCAUCCAAGUCUUAAAAAUACAUCUGAUUCUUCAAUAAAUAAUAUUGAAAACGAACAUAAUUCACAUCAAGUAAUUCAGGAUUAUCUUUCUGUUCCUUUUGUUACAAUUCCUCCUGUACAGUCAACAAAAGAUAGUAUAGAUAAUACUGCAAUUAAUGAAGAUUGUAAGAACAGAACAAAUUAUCAUUGGAUAAAUGAAAAUUUUGAAAAUGUAAAUGUUAAUACAAGUUUUCAAGCAAAAUACUUUCAUCAAGAAUUGCAAGUUGAUCCUUAUGAUAUACAAGAGCUACUAUUGAAUUUGCAAAGAAAAUUGAAUAUUGAAGAUAGUGACAAAAGUACAGAAACUGAUGAAACUGAAACUUGUGUUUCAAGUGUUACAUCAUUAUUUAUUAAAACAUUAGAUAAAUUAAGUCAAAAAUAUGUAAAGAUACAAGAAGAACUGAAAAAAGAAAAAAAAGCAAGGCACCGUUUACAAAAAGAAGUAGAAGGAUUAAAGUUAAUUGUAAAUGAAGUAAUGCAAAAUGUUACUUCACUACAUGAAAAAGUGAAUAACUCAAACACAGUCAAUUGUUCUCAGAUAUCAUUCUGUAAUCAACAAUGCCAGACAGAUUUAACAAGUGAUAUACCAACCAGAGAUGAUCCGAUAAAUGCUAAUAAUAAGAUUUCAUUCAAUAAUGAAGACAAGUGUUUCACUGCGAGUGCAAUGAUUAACAAUAAUGUUAGUGAAUUAUCUAAUAUGACUUCAGUUAAUUGCAAUUGUAGUUCUGUCACUCAAGGAUGUGUGCUACCUCAUCAGUGGACAAAAGCCAUAAUGCUGAAACCACCUAUUCAACUUGAUUUAAAUACAUACAAAUCAUAAAAUGUAAAAUUAGGAAAUUUCAUCUUGAUGUCUGAUAAAAUCAAACUCAUUCAUUUACAAACUAUUAUAUUACAUAAUUUUUAUUUUUAUGCAAACAUUCUCAAAAACUUUUUUUUUAUAUCUUUUUAAGCAUUAAUA